Molecule: messenger RNA, 655 nt
Organism: Sitophilus oryzae (rice weevil)
Lineage: Eukaryota; Metazoa; Arthropoda; Insecta; Coleoptera; Curculionidae
Exons: 3
Coding region: 133-456 (107 amino acids)
Source: RefSeq, a predicted model, not a curated record
GAAUUAUGUCGGUAUAUGUGCAGGUAUAGAGAAUUAGAAGAAAUCAGGCUUAUGAAAUACUUAACUGUCAAGAAGAUUAUGAUUUUGACGUAUGUUUGAACCAAAUCGAAAUUUUUAGUAUUUUUAGCCCCAAUGGAGAGAACAUUUCAGAAAAAUCCUCUAAAGAAAAGAACUGUUCCAGUAGCAGAUUCUGACCGUAUCAACCAACUGGCUGAACCAAAACACCGAGUAAAUCUUGAUGAAGAGUUUUCUAGAGAAUUAAUUGAGAAGAAACCACAUAUAAAAUACAAAGCUUCAAAAAGAAUACAGAGCCUAGCUAAACCGAAGCACGUGGUGCCUAAGAAGAUCGAUAGAGACCCUACGAGUGACUUGAGUAAGUCUAUUACUAAAGUCAGCCCUAGCGCUUUGACGUAUCAAGCGUCAAGGAGAAUCAUGGAACUUGCCAGACCCAAAUAAGUUUUUUUCUAUAAAGAAUACUUUCAAUGUCUAAACCUAUAGAAAUGACUAAACCUAUAGAAAAAUACAAAUAUAAAUCAAAAAUUAUAUUUUUUUAUUUUAAAUAUUGUCAAAAGUGAAAAGUUUUUUGACCAAUGAUAAAUUAUACGACUACUCUUUCUAGAUAAGUUUUAGAUAGGUAGUCUUUUUUCGUCAGUCA